Molecule: messenger RNA, 1048 nt
Organism: Cajanus cajan (pigeon pea)
Lineage: Eukaryota; Viridiplantae; Streptophyta; Magnoliopsida; Fabales; Fabaceae
Source: RefSeq, a predicted model, not a curated record
AUGCCAGGCUGCCGUGACAAGCGCCAGUGCGAGCUUUUCAAUCGUCUGAUACCGUUUCUCCGUGUCUUGGAGGACUCGGUUGAUAAAAUAGACCGGCGUCUGCAUUUUUUGGUGCUCUUGCACUAUAACCGCGCUAAUUGCGCUUUCUGCCACGGCCAGAUAGAGGAGGAGGUCGGCUUGGUGAUCUGGCUUUUGAAGGAUUGGCGGAGUCUUGAGGAAGGUUUUGAAGCUUAUGAAAGCCUCCUCACAUUGGUCUGUCCAUUCGAAGUUCUUUGGCUUUCGCAGCAGGGUGAAGAUGGGCCUUGCCUUGUCCGCCAACCUGGGGAUAAAAAGGGAAAGGGAGACCAACCUUCCUGCCAGACGUUGGACAUCCUUCACGAGAACAUUCAGGGCAUCACCAAACCUACGAUUCGUAGGUUGGCGAGAAGAGGUGGUGUUAAGAGAAUCAGUGGUUUGAUCUACGAAGAGACCAGAGGAGUUCUCAAGAUUUUCUUGGAGAACGUGAUUCGCGAUGCUGUCACCUACACCGAGCACGCUAGGAGGAAGACUGUUACUGCCAUGGACGUUGGCGUCGGCAUGACCAAAGCAGAUUUGGUGAACAAUUUGGGAACCAUUGCACGGUCUGGCACCAAGGAAUUCAUGGAGGCCUUGCAGGCUGGUGCUGACGUCAGCAUGAUCGGUCAAUUCGGCAUUGGUUUCUACUCCGCCUACCUCGUCGCCGAGAAAGUAAUCGUCACCACCAAGCACAACGACGAUGAACAAUGUUGUUUAUGCGCUCAAGAGACAGGGAAGGACCCUCUAUGGAUUCGGAGGCUGAACAAUUUGUUCUUUUCAAUGGCUUUGGUUCUGUAAUGUAGGAUGUUUCUCUAGUUUUACAUUGGAUAAUAGUUGUAUAACUUCGAUUGGAAUUAUAUCCUGUAAUGUUUCUUCAUUAAAGAUUAUAGCUCAACGUUAAACGUUUUGUCUUCUCCUGCUAAUUUAACACUCCACAGUAUCAUUUUCUAACAGUUCAUCGAUAUAUUUAAGGAUCUCUUGAUUGUUUGAGUUA